Molecule: messenger RNA, 1058 nt
Organism: Aspergillus caelatus
Lineage: Eukaryota; Fungi; Ascomycota; Eurotiomycetes; Eurotiales; Aspergillaceae
Exons: 1
Coding region: 36-653 (205 amino acids)
Source: RefSeq, a predicted model, not a curated record
GACAACCUCUUUCACAAGGGUAACAGAGAAGUUAUAUGGAUAGCAAAGGUUUCCAUACCUAUUACUAUCCAGAUCUGGUGGCCAGUGAUUUUGCGGAAUAUGAUAUUGACUCCGACAAAUCAUUCACAUUAUGCAAGAGUGGAUCGUGUGAUGAGAUCUCACGAAUUGCUCUAAGAACUCAGCUUUUGCUUCAGCUCCAAGAUGACUACUGGCUUUACUGUGAGGCACGCUUGAAAUUGCAGCCACGCGCAUUGUUCUGGCCUGGCAUCGAAUCCUUCCCACCGCUAUCCCUGGAAUGCAUAUACAGGACGAGAGUUAUAGACCUAUGUCCUUGCCUCUCGUUGACCUUUUUCGAUCGAACCCGGUUAGAACGGUGGUUACAUACAGGACUUACAGACACCCUCUCCAAGCGCACCCAAGAGUCCUUCAAGCUGCUGACCGCGGUCGGACAGGUAUCUCUUGUACACAAAUGUUCGAUACCAAACACCCCGGAAGUAUCGAUUGACAUUUUGAUCACAGUCACUUUCAACGAGAGUAUGCGCCUGGAAGCACAAACAGGAUAUUAUGUUCGUAUGAACAGCUACAAACCUACGAAUUGGCGGGUGACGCCUCGCGACUGGCAGAGCCAUCCUACUGAGCACAUAUUCCUCUGACCGCAUGUUGAUCUCCUCCCGCUCAUACGUAGCUCAUCUUUCUGGCCACGAGUUGCAUGUAAGUCGUGCGAGACUAGUGCGUGGGUGGCUAGCUGUGAGGAGGAAGCUUUGUAUGUUGUUGUCCAGGGAUUACGAAAUAUGGGCAAGCCUCUUUGAUAUGAAGAUCUAGACCCAGUAUGGCAUAGGGUCGCUCGUGAGAAGCCCCAUAACAUUACUGGUGCCAUGAUUAUGUACAAUGCCAAGGCAUUUGGUACUAGGCCGGAGCUUUGGGGGGCUUUUUAUUCUGCGUGGAACAGGCGUCGAUCGUUGGAGCCAUAGGUAUCCCGCCAUACUGAACACAUCAAUGGGUCCCAUUGCCGAGAAUGUCACUUCAGUUGCAAUAUCCUACUGCCUUUUGCUAUUGUC